AUGCAGCCUUUGAUUUUCUCUUAUCAAUUGUCACCAACAUUUUGUUGUCUAAUAGUCACAUUACUUGCUUUCACACUUUUCAUGAAACAUCAACGUAUUAUCCAUAAUUAUGAAAAACCAAAACUCCCUCCAGGUCCUACACCUUGGCCUAUAGUAGGCAAUAUUCCUGAAAUGCUUGCAAAUAGGACAACAUUUAGAUGGAUUCAAAAAAUAAUGAAUGACAUGAACAAAAAUAUUGCAUGCAUUCGUUUAGGUCGUGUUCAUGUCAUUCUAGUGAGUGAUUCUACAAUUUCACGUGAAUUAUGUGUAAAAUAA
Molecule: messenger RNA, 315 nt
Organism: Lathyrus sativus (Indian pea)
Lineage: Eukaryota; Viridiplantae; Streptophyta; Magnoliopsida; Fabales; Fabaceae
Source: the annotation of a GenBank genome assembly